CUAUUUUUAGGCAACACCACUUUCCAAAAACAGCUGCUGGAAACCUGAAACACAAAAAUCUCUUGCAGUUUUGAGUGCAGACCACAAACCCUUUUUUGUCUUGUCACCAGUUACCCUUCCUUAUAAAUCUCCACUCCCAAGAGUAAUGGGGAGAGGGAAGAUAGUGAUACGGAGGAUCGACAACUCUACGAGCAGGCAAGUGACGUUCUCAAAGAGGAGGAAUGGAUUGUUGAAGAAGGCUAAGGAGUUGGGCAUCCUCUGUGAUUCUGAGGUUGGAGUCAUCAUCUUCUCCAGCACUGGCAAACUCUAUGAUUUUGCUACCUCCAGUAUGAAGUCAGUCAUUGAACGAUACAAUAAAGCAAAAGAAGGCCCUCACCAGAUGGCAAAUUCGACUUCUGAAGCCAAGUAUUGGCAAAGGGAAGCAGCCAUGCUGAGGCAACAAUUACAGAGCUUGCAAGAGAAUCAUCGGCAUUUAAUGGGUGAGGAGCUUUCUGGUUUGAAUGUCAGAGACCUACAGAACCUGGAGAAACAACUAGAAAUGAGUCUACGGGGUGUUCGUAUGAGGAAGGACCAGGUCUGCAUUGAUGAUAUACAGGAAUUGAAUCGAAAGGUAAACCUGAUCCGCCAAGAAAAUGUGGAACUGCAUAAGAAGGCAAACCUAAUUAAUCAAGAAAAUACAGAGUUGUAUAAGGCUUAUGGAAAACGGGAUGCGACAAGAGCAGAUAGUACAUCACUAAUUACUAAUAGUUUAAGCAUCAGCGACGACCCACAUGCACCUACCCGUCUCCAGCUUUGCCAACCACAGCAAGAGAAUUAUGAAACACUGUCAGGAGCUACAAAACUGGGCAGACUACAACUGGAAUAGCAAAGAGAUUCCUAAGCUUCAAGGAUGCCACCUAUAUCUACUGAGAAAGGACCCAUAGUUGCAAAUCUGGUGUAAAUCUGUUGAAAGUGGUAAGAACCACAUGCUAUCAGUAAGUAAAAACAUGAGUACAAGAAGCUCCCGUAUAUGUCAAAUUCAGAAGACUUUAAAGAAAGAUGUAGUCUACAAAUUAUUCACAAGAAGAAAUAAUUGAAUG
Messenger RNA from Sesamum indicum (sesame), 1079 nucleotides. Its product is annotated as MADS-box transcription factor 23. The record is from RefSeq and is a predicted model, not a curated record. Gene Ontology annotation, cellular component: nucleus. Lineage: Eukaryota; Viridiplantae; Streptophyta; Magnoliopsida; Lamiales; Pedaliaceae. Gene Ontology annotation, molecular function: protein dimerization activity; RNA polymerase II transcription regulatory region sequence-specific DNA binding; DNA-binding transcription factor activity. Gene Ontology annotation, biological process: positive regulation of transcription by RNA polymerase II.